Messenger RNA from Anopheles merus, 3433 nucleotides. Its product is annotated as paternally-expressed gene 3 protein-like. The record is from RefSeq and is a predicted model, not a curated record. Lineage: Eukaryota; Metazoa; Arthropoda; Insecta; Diptera; Culicidae. The coding region runs from base 1352 to 3202 and encodes 616 amino acids. The transcript is spliced from 2 exons.
CGCGCUGUAGAAUAGAUGCCUCGGGAUCGCUCCGAGCUGCCAAGCGAGGAGAGCUAGGAGUACGUGUGUGUGUGCGCGCGUCCGCGUUUGUUAUCGCAAGCCGUGUGCGAAAACGGAUGAGGUUCGGCAAGGCCUGAGUUUGUGUGGUUGGAAAAUUUCGGGGAGAAAGGUGAAAGUUGUCGCCGAAACGCGCCGCACACAAAGCAGCCGGAGAGAGCCAGGAGCUGCCGGAGUGUGUUUGUGUGUGUAUGUGUGUGUGUGUGUGGUUAAGUAGUAAAGAUUAGGGCCGUAAGUAGGCUCAGCGCGACAAGGACACUCUACCUUAGACAGGUUGACAAUAGCUUUCCCUGGUCACAGCCAAUCAACCAAUCAACCCAACAGUACGAUGUGAGAAUUAGCGAAGUUCUGGAAAAAAAUCUGGAAAAAUUCUGGAAACAAUCUGGAAAAUUUCUGACAGAUCCGAAUUUUGGAGCAUCCAACAUCGUCCGAACUCGAGCGCCAAAAUAGCCUGAGCGAGCCUGCCCGAUUUGAAAGCGGGGACCGACCUGCAGUGUGGAAGAAGUCACGCAUCAAUCAAACGGUCGUGGUGCCACCGACGACGAGCUCAACCUUCCGCUUGCAGUCGACGACGCAGACGACGAACCCGGCGCGGGAUAUUCUGGCGUCUCAUUGCUGGCGUGCUACGGCGCACUGCUGCAGGAUGCAAUAUGGUUGGGAUCGUGCACCGUUCCGCCAGUAGGGUAACGCCCCCAGCGCCUGUCGGUCGGAACAGUCCGGACGAGCCCAUCCAGUGGUGCAUCAGUGGCGAGCGAGGCAGCAUCAGCAGUCGCAGCGUUUGACCCUAGGCGCCCAUUUGCGUCCCCGGCUACGCUGAAUGCGAUGCAUUAAGGCAGUUUAAGCAAACAACUGCAACCGAACAAACUGUAAACAGAAGCGCGCAAUUUGCGUCCAUACGCGAAAGGGGGGAAAAAAAAGGAAAAGAAAAACAAAACCCUUGUGCUAGUGGUACUUCCAUUUUUUUGGUGUGUGUAAUUUCUUUCCCACUGUGAGGUGUGAUUGUGACCAGCUCCAGGUGUCCAGGUAUCACACAGGCGCCGCACAGGCGCUCCAAAAACGUUUCAGUUCUUUGCCGUACUUCCUCCAACGCCGAGCAUCAUCGGCGCACCGGGAAGUAAGUGAAUCGAGUCAACAGAAGGAAACGCGAGAGCGAGCGAGCGAGUUCCCCGCAUUUAAGCACCGUUGUGUGUGUGUGUGUGUGCUUCUUGGGUGUGCUCCAAAGCGUCUUCAAAGCAGCCAAACACCGGGUCACCAGCCGGGAUCGCCCCAAGUGCACGCAGCCACCGCCGGGAGGAUGGAACAGAUCGUUACCACGAGUGUCUGCUUUUUAAUGAUUUUGGCCAUCGUUCGCGUAGGCAGCGUUCCUGCACCGAGUGACAUCAUAUCAGGGCGAGAGUUCCUAUCGAUACUCAUGAAACCGACCGCCGAAACAUCACCAUCAUCGGGUGCAGCGAAUGGUGGCGGAGCUGCUGCACCGGCGCGCAACUUCCGGGGGCUGCGCAAGUUUCGGCACUUUUACCUCGACCAGUCCGGCACGAACGAUGACACGAUACUGCCGAUCGAGGCACUGUUCACGUCGCAGGAGGAUCUGGACCGGAGCAGCACCCGGUUCUACGGCUACCGGAGGGGCGGCCAGCAUGCCAGCAGUAAUGGCGGCUCCACCACCACCAGUACGACACCGUCCACGACGACGGUAGAGGAAGAAGCGUCGGUGAACGGUGUCGAUCCGGGCAUCACCACUACCUCAUCACCGCCGCCAGCCUCGUGGCACGUUGACGGCGAGCCAACGACGCCGCCGAUGGAGGCGAACGGUGGUACCGCGGGCGAGAGUGCCGAGCUGACGACCCUGGAUGACGCUAGCACCACCACCGUGCCGCCGCUGGAGGAGGAGGAGGAUCAAACGACGGCAGCGCUGCCACCGGUGGUGGCCCGAUCGCCCGCUGCGCGUACCGCCAAGCGGGCCAAAGCGAUCCAGCAGCCGGUCGAGUCGGCGGCGCACCAUUCGCACGCCCACCGGACCGAGCUGUCCGUCGAGGAGCUCAGCCCAACGAUCAGCAAGGAGGAGGAGCCGGCGCCGCUCGACGACUCGGCCAAGGGGGAAUCGUCGGCGGUGGCGAAGCUGAUCGCACCGCCAGCCGGCUCCCCGCAGCGCUACCGCACGCAGCGCAAGCAAGAGUCCGCCGGUGGUCAACCCUUCCAGACGGUGCGCUACCACGACCGCAAGCCAACUGCGGGUGACGGCGGCACACUAGCCUGGCGCGAUAAUGACGGCGACCAGAAGGCGCAGCUGAAGCCGGCAAUGAGGGAGAAGAGCAGCAGCAUUGGUCCGUCGCCGAUGUACUCCGAGCCGGCCCGGUUCUACUCCGAGCCGGCCCAGUACUACUCCGAGCCGGCGAAGGUGUACUCGGAACCGGCCAGGAUCUACGGCGAGCCGGAAAAGGUGUACUCGGAGCCGGCGCGCGUCUACUCCGAACCGGCGAAGGUGUACUCGGAGCCGGCGCGCAUCUACUCCGAACCGGCGAAGGUGUACUCGGAGCCGGCCAAGAUCUACUCGCAGCCGUCCAGCUACUGGCAGACGGUCUACUCGGCGCGCCCGGCCGAUCCAACGACGACGGCGGCCGCCCCAACGACGACCCCGACGAGACCGACGACGACGACGACUACGACGGCGGAACCGGCCGCCAGCACGGAACCGUCCACCGCACCGGUGCGGCUGGUGUUUAACGAGCUGGACAAGAUCCCGUACGACCAGCUGAACGCACCGACGGUCGACGGUGAGGAUGCCGGCAGCUCGAUCCACAGCGCGAUCGGGAAGUUUGUGCCGAAGCAGAGCCACGGGCAAGGCGCCGGCGAGGAGGACGCACGGCAGUCGUUGGGCGUGCAGCAGCAGCCGGCGGCGGUGGUCCAGACGCUUGCACCCGGUGUGCUCGGCCCGGGCGACGACUCGAAGGUGGGGUACGUGGUCGAGGGCCGCAACUACCGCAAGUACCGGGUGGAGGAGAAAACACCGGACGGCUUCAUCGUGGGCGAGUACGGCGUGCUGUCGCACAACGAUGGCAAUCUGCGCGGCGUCCGGUAUACGGCCGAUUCCGACAUCAAUCCACGCCUGAUCUACGACGCACUGCUCAAGUUUCUCUCCCUGUGAGUGGUGUGUGUGUGUGCGUGUGUGUGUGUGUGUUUAGCAUCCGAAGUCGAGUCAUACGUAGCCAAAUAGAAGAGCGAAGCGAGCGAGAGCAGGUUGUAGGCGCGCAAGUCAGCCAGGUCUGGGAGGAUGUUAGCGAAGCAGACGGUAGCGUACAGGAUACAUAUAGAGGUGCGUGUGUGUGAGAGAGAGAGAGAGAGGGAAAGGGAGAGAGCGAGAUAGAAAAGAGAGAGA